This is a messenger RNA of Cuscuta campestris, 1243 nucleotides long. The record is from the annotation of a GenBank genome assembly. Lineage: Eukaryota; Viridiplantae; Streptophyta; Magnoliopsida; Solanales; Convolvulaceae.
AAUCCAACAUUAAAUUUCUGUAUUUUUAAUGUCUAUAUGCGAAAUAUGAAUCUUCUAUUCUUAGAAGUUGACACAAGUGGAUUUAUUGCUAUUUUUCUUUUCUUUUUUCCUCCAUGAAAAAAAAAACAAAGGAGUGGAAUUGUUGGAAUAGGGAAAAGGCCGGACAAUUUAACCCGGCCCAUGGAAUCCAUUCCUAUAAAACCCCAACCAACCCAACGUAAACUUGAGAGUUGAGAGAGUAAAUCAGACAACCUGAAACGUAAGCGCAGUAGGUAAACUGGAAAGUAUGGCAACCUCAAAUAGAGAAACAGCUCUAAAUGUGGGUUUUGCAAUCACGUGCCUCAUACAGUUGAUCAUCCCCAUCUUUAUCAUAGUGACAGGCGUUGGGCUAUCCAACUAUUGUGUCGACUUUCACUUCAACAAGCCUUUCAUUGUAAUCGGAAUUGCGAUGCUGGUCAUUGGCCUCAUUGGGUGCAUCGGGUUUGGCUGCAAGGAUGGGAGGGCUGCCAUUGCAUACUUCGUACUCAUGGUUGUUCCCUUGAUAUGCAUGAUUGUUGUUAUCAUUAAAUGGUCAAAAUACACCAGGUACUCAUCGGUCGUCGUCGUCCCAGCAGAGGCGGUGGCGAACCAGCCUGAGGCCGCGGGGGCGGCUUACAUUAAGGAACACCCCCUCGACCACUUCUCCGGCUUCUAUCGCCGCAAGGUUACCAGCGGCAUCUACCAGUGGGAUCAGAUCGCAAACUGCCUCGCUCCCACUAAUGGCUGUGCUUCCUUGGAUCACACCACCACUUACAACUCCUCCCAACAAACUCCAAACCUCACUCCCUUGCAGAUGGGGUGUUGUAUGCCGCCUCCGCAAUGUGGAUACACUUUUGCGAGCCCAACAAAUGGGACAAGGAACAAUAAUAAUGAGACAAAUGUUGAUUGUGCGAGGUGGAACGUUGAUCCGAGUAAACUGUGCUAUUCUUGUGAUUCUUGCAAAGCCGGGGUGCUGGUCACCAUCACCAAGAGAUUCAAAUCAGCAAAUGGCAACUUGCUUAUUACCUUUGUGAUGGCACUCAUUGUUUGGGUUUUUAACAUCAUUUUGGCAUGCAUUGAUCCUCAGGAGUACAAUUGGAAUGAAUGAUCUAUCGUAAUACGGAGUAGUAUAUAACUAUUUAAUAUUAUAUAUACUCUGUAUAAUUUAGAGGUUCUAGACGGCACCCGUUACGGUACCUCAGUACCGUGUCACGGUACCUUUGUA